This is a messenger RNA of Pseudoliparis swirei, 14302 nucleotides long. It is a transcript of the gene spegb, whose product is annotated as striated muscle enriched protein kinase b. The record is from RefSeq and is a predicted model, not a curated record. Gene Ontology annotation, molecular function: protein kinase activity; protein binding; ATP binding. The transcript is spliced from 41 exons. NCBI's taxonomy places the organism in Eukaryota, Metazoa, Chordata, Actinopteri, Perciformes, Liparidae. The coding region runs from base 584 to 11356 and encodes 3590 amino acids. Gene Ontology annotation, biological process: protein phosphorylation.
AGCCGAGCCAGAGCGGAUGCCACCGGGCCGCCUCGUGGGAACGGAGAGGGGGGACUCUCAGGGGAUUCGAGCUCGCGCACCGGAGACGUGACGACAGAAGGCUGAAAAGACCGAGAAACAUCACGGGGAAAGAAAGAAGGGAAAAGCAGGGCCUUCACUUCCAGGAGACAAGUCAUUGGGAGCUGUUCAGGCAACAUGAUCCACUGGGUCUUGCCCUAAAAAUACCUCCCGGGCAGUAAGAGUCGGAGCUGUUUCUAUUCGCCUAAUUACCUGGUAAUCAACACAUUUCUUCUUUUUGUUGUUGUUGCUUUGGACAACAGAGAACCAGCGAUUUGAGGUGAAUUCUUCCACGGCGGAGCGUGUUUCUGCAUAUUUUAACUCAACUUUCCAAGUGAAAUAAACUCACAGAGUGCCUUCUGUUCUAAAAAUGUGUCUUAACUGUAGUUUGUGUGCAAAGCCUGCUCAUAUAGACUCUCAUGCCCUCACUGGAUUUUUGGGGCUUAAAUUACUGUGAGUGACGUGAGGUCCGCAUUGACACGGCCCCCGAACCCAUCGUGGGAUCCACCCUAAAACCCGUUCAGCCAUGAGAAAAGCCGAGGUGCAAAUGACCCUGAAAAAGGGGGCGGACGAAGCAUCGGCGCCCCGGAGGCCCGCCGUCCCCCCGAAGCGGUCCAAAGCGAGCCCGGAGCAGGUCGCCCCGGAGCCCCCGAGGCCCGGCUAUUCCACCCCGACUCCGCCGGCUUUCGCCCGCAAGAUGAGGAACGCCGCGGUGGGGACCGGCUGCGACAUCCGCCUUAAGGUGUCCGUGGCGGGAGACCCCCAGCCCUGCCUGUACUGGUACCACAACGACGAGCUCCUGAACAUGGAAAACCAGGAGUACGGAGGGCUCUGGAUUAGGGACUGCAAGCCCAGCGAUGCCGGCCUGUACACCUGCAUCGCCAACAAUCACGUGGGAGAGGCGCGGAGCAGCGCCGUGCUGGCGGUCUUGGAUCUCGGUGAAGACUCUGAAACAACAGAUGAUGAAGGUGACCAAUUUGAGACCAAAGAAGAUGGGGGCAAUGUUGUGGACCAGGCCGUGCACAAAGUGAUGGACACAUGUGCAGAAGAUGACAGUAGAACACAUGGACAUGAGGAUCACUCUAACACAACCAGGAGCCCGUCAGAGAACUUUACAAGAGAAUCUCCGCCACAAGCCCUCCCGCCCCGAUCCCCAAGACUCGUCAAACGCUCCUCCACCUCUCCGAUGCCAAGUCGCUCUGGUUCAACCACGCCUAUCAGCUUGCGGAAAAAAAUAGUUACGCCGACUGAUUACCAAGACACAGUGCCUGGGGAGUUUGAAGAAAAGGUUAGGCAGACAAAAUCCGUCACCCAAGGUAGCACCCAGGACUCCCGACCACAGACCCCUCUGAGCGAGUACUCCCGGAAAGAAUUUACCCUAAGACCAUCUCCAAAGCUUGCCAGGGUGAGCUCAAAGGUCUUUGAGAAGGUCCGUGGAUUGGAAGAGCGGAGACGAAGCCUCGAUAUUCCAGAAGGUUCCAUCUCGGGAGGAUCUUGGGCAGGGUUCAAUCGUGCCGGAUCUGUGGAUUCAGAUGACGGAGGAAGCCGGCUGGGCAUCUCUCGAGAGAGUUCAAGGGAAGACCUCAGUGAGGCUUUGAAAGAGGAUGCUGCUGAACGAAGAUCUAUGUUUAGACAUAGAGCCGCUUCGCUGGAGGACAAACCUCGUUACUCCCAAAAAGUUCAAGACAUUGAGAACAAGUUCAUUGAGGAGCUCCAGCGCAUUAAGAAGCUUGUUGGUAGACCUCACAUGAAGAAGUCGUUUUCGACUGAACAGCUCACUCUUAAGAACAAGCAGCGCCAGCCUUUCAGGAAGAUUGAACCUAUUCCUCAACAAGUCCUUGAAAAGCUCCAAGAAAGGGAACGUGCCCAGUGUGCAAAGGAGCAGAGGGAAAAGGAACAUAAUCAGCAACCAAUGCAGCAACAACAACCGCAAGCGCGGCAAGAGCAGCAUAUGUCCCAACCCCAAAAGACAGCAAGCACUGGUUCAACAAGUGUGACAGUCAAUCGAUCUGGAGAAGUUGCAGGCACCCCAGAGUCCAUGCAGUUAUCCGACUUGCCGGGACAACGAUCGGUGAGAGAACUAAGUCGGGCCAGUCCAGUAACGGAAAUCAUUCAGAGAUCAGCAUCACCAGCACUGUACCGUCAACAACGGGAAGACUCGCCGAGCAGAAAUGUUGCCGAUCUGACAUUACGCAAGGUCGAACGAAGGCCACCAAGUCCGCUGGUGCAAAGGGUAUCUCAAAUGCAAGAAUCCCCGCACAUUCAAGAAUCUCUUCUGCAAGCGUCGCAUAAGGACGAGACUUCGGGGAGAAAGACGCCUGUAGAAGUAGCAUUACGAAAAAACAGACCCGAAAGUCCACUGGUACAAAAGAGGGUGCUCAUUGUGCAAGAUAUGCCUCCUCAGCCCCCCUCAAAAGCCCAGAGGAUGUCACCAGCCACCCCAACAGAGGAGAGGAUGGAAGUGGAUCUUUGUAAACCGGCCUCAAAGAUAAGAAUCCCCACCAUUAUUGUUGAAGAUGAAAAGAUGGACAAGGACGUGGAUGUGAAGACAAGUGGGCCUCAGCCGAUAACUGGCAGCGCCAAAGAGGGGCGACAGAUGAAGAUCAAAGGAAAGAACCGUCGCCCUCGACCCAUGUCUCCAGAGUUAGAUUCAUCGGAUGAUUCUUAUGUUUCUGCUGGAGAAGACCCAAUGGAGGCCCCUGUGUUUGAGGUUCCCCUGCAGGACACUGUAGCAGCUGCUGGUGCAGAUGUGCUACUAAAAUGCAUCAUUGCCGGCUCCCCAAUUCCUGAAGUUACCUGGAUGAGGGAAAACACAGAGAUCACCGGCAAUGCAAACCACGCGGUGAAAGUGGAGGGGGAACGUCAUACCCUGCUCAUCAAAUCAGCUGGAAUAAGUGAUGGUGGGAAAUACUGCGUAACUGCUGUUAAUCAGGAGGGAAGGGCGUCCAGCUGUGCCACCCUUCUAGUCAAAGCAGAGUCUGUGCAGGAGCCCAAAGGAAACCUGGGUGUGCCGAGGGACAUCAGCAGCCCGAUUACAUCAGAUGAGGAGUAUCUCAGCCCCCCGGAGGAAAGCAUGGAUUUCGGAGGGCCAGAGCUCAGGCGCACUAUUGACACCCGAUUCAGGAAACCGCCUGCAUUCCUGGUGACGAUAAGUGAUCAAGCUGUCAUUGAAGGACAGGAAGUCACCAUGUCUGUCCGAAUAAGUGGUCAACCCAAACCCAUGCUCUAUUGGCUGAGGGACAGAGUCACGGUGAAGACCGGCCCGCGUCACACCGUGCGAGAGGCGGACGACGGCGCCUUUGAGAUGAUCGUCAAGUCGGCGGCGCGGUCCGACUCCGGCGUUUACACCUGUAAGAUCAUAAACGAGUACGGGACGAAGCAGUGCGAUGCGAAGUUGGAGGUAAAAGCGGCUCCGGUUGAGCCGGGCCUGGCCGUCCUCCGCCCGGUCAGGGACCUCACGGCCAAGGCCGGGGAGACGGUUCUGUUUGAGUGUCACGUCCUUGGGCCGAAGGACAUCGACGUGGACUGGCUCGCGGACGGGAAACUGAUCCAGCCGGCGUUGCUCAACUGUAAAAUGCACUUUGACGGAAGAAAGUGCCGACUGCUGCUCAACUCCGUGCACGAGGACGACAGCGGGACGUACGUGUGCAAGCUCAGCACGGCGAAGGAGGAAGUGACUUCAUGUGGCAAACUCAAAGUCAUCCCAUCAAUUGAGCCGCUCUUCACCCGCAAGCUGGACGUUCUCGAAGUGAUCGAGGGGCGCAACGCUCGCUUCGACUGCAAAGUCAGCGGGACGCCGUCGCCAAAGGUCAUCUGGAGCCACUUCGACCAUCCGCUUGUUGAAAGUGAAGACAUUCGUGUUCUUCGGGAGGGCGGCCGCCACUCUCUUUUCAUUUCUCACGUGACCAAUGAGGAUGAGGGAUUUUACACCGUCACUGCCUGCAACAGUCACGGCGAGGCGGAGAGCUCCGCCGAACUCUACAUACAAGAACCGCGGCCGGCCAUCUCCUCACAGAUGGCUAAACUGGAGAAGAUGCCGUCGAUCCCAGAGGAGCCGGAGGUCCCAGAGAACGAGGUGGAGCGCUUCACCAUGCCCGACUUCAUCAAACCCCUUUACGACCUGGACGUGAUCGAGGGCAAGGAGGCCGUGCUCAAAUGUAAAGUGGCGGGUCUGCCCUACCCCACCAUCGUCUGGUUCCACAACGGCAAGAGGAUGGAGAGCAGCGACGACCGAAAGAUGACACAGUUUCGUGAUGUCCACAGCCUGGUCGUCCGCUGCGUGCUCCACGCCCACGCUGGCGUCUACAAGAGUGUCAUCUCCAACAAAGUUGGCAAGGCCACCUGCUACGCUCAUCUUUACGUUUCAGAUAUCCUGCCGGACCCUCCUGAUGGGACUCCAGUGAUAGAAUCCAUCACUGGUAAAACCAUCACCUUGAGCUGGAAGAAACCAAGGAGGCUGGACCCUUCCAUUGAUGCCAGCUCCCUGAUGUACGCCAUCCAACAACAAGCCCUGGGCUCCAUCCAGUGGACCAUCAUAGCUUCGGGCCUGAAGGAGACUUCCUACACCAUCACCACCCUCUCCAAAGGCGUGCGCUAUGCUUUCAGGGUCCUCACCAUCACCGCCAAAGCCUUCAGCAAGCCCUCGCCCACCACCGACCCGGUGCAGCUCCUGGACCGAGGUCCUUAUCUCCAGGAGGCUCCAGUGAUUGUGGAUAAGCCAGAUAUUGUCCAUGUGAUGGAAAACCAGUCUGUCACCAUCACCGUCACCCUCAAUCAUGUCAAUGCUGCAGUCCUCUGGAAGAGGAGGGGAGUGGUCCUCUCCGGCAAGCCGGGCCUGUACGAGAUGACCAUGCCCGACGACGACCAGCAGACGCUGAAGCUGCUCAAAGUCAAGAGUGCCGAUGUCGGAGAGAUGGCGUUCGUGGCGUCCAACAAGUACGGCUGCGACAGCUGCGCCUUCGCCGUGGAGAUGGCAGCUCCACCAACGUUUGAGACCAUCAUGGAGGACUUGGACGUGUGUGCAGGCGAGACCCCUCGCUUUGCUGUGGUUGUGGAGGGCAAACCCAUCCCCGACAUCCUCUGGUUCAAGAACGACGUCCUCCUGUCGGAGAGCAGUCAUUUCACAUUUGUGUAUGACGAUAAUGAAUGUUCCCUGGUGGUCCUGAAUGCCCGUCCAGAAGACUCUGGGGUUUACACCUGCACUGCCAGGAACUUGGCAGGAUCUGUAACCUGUAAAGCUGAACUCACUAUUCAUGAAGCCAAACGCAAAGAAGAUCCAAUGGAUGACGAGGAGACUAUCCGGAGGAAGAUGCGCAGACUGACUGACAACUAUGACAUUCACAAGGAAAUUGGAAGAGGUGCAUUUUCAUAUGUGAAGCGCGUGACCCAGAAGGCUGGCAAAAUGGAGUACGCUGCCAAGUUCAUCUCCACACGGGUGAAGGAGAAGGUGUUGGCCCGGAGAGAGAUGAACCUGCUCUCCAAGCUGGACCACGAGAGGAUCCUUUUCUUUCAGGAUGCCUUUGAGAAAAAGAAUGCCGUCGUCCUCGUCACUGAGCUAUGCCACGAGGAGCUGCUUGACAGAUUUACAAAAAAAUCUACAGUGAUGGAGUCUGAUGUACGCUCAUGUGUCAGACAACUGCUUGAGGGCGUGGACUACCUUCAUCAUCAAAACAUCAUCCACCUUGACAUUAAGCCUGAUAACAUCCUCAUGGCGGACUCCCACGGGGAUCAGAUACGAAUCUGUGACUUCGGCAACGCGGUGCAGAUCACACCCGAUGAUGCUCAAUACUGCAAAUAUGGCACACCGGAAUUUGUGGCACCAGAAAUUGUCAGUCAGACCCCCGUCUCAAAAGCAACCGACAUCUGGUCAAUUGGAGUCAUUGCAUAUCUGAGUCUGACAGGAGUUUCUCCAUUUGCUGGAGAGAAUGACCGCAGCUCCGUACUGAACAUCAGGAACUAUAACGUGGCCUUCGAGGAGAGCAUGUUCGCUGACCUUUGUCGAGAGGCUAAAGGGUUCAUCAUAAAGCUUCUGGUGGCCGACAGGCUGAGACCUGAUACUCAAGGAUGUCUCCGUCACCCCUGGUUCAAGACUCUUGGCAAGGGGAAGGCCAUCAGCACAGAGUCUCUGAGGAAGUUUGUGUCUCGCAGAAAAUGGCAGCGCUCCCUAAUCAGCUAUAAAUCGAAAAUGGUCAUGAGGUCCAUACCUGAGUUGCUCAAUGAUUCCUCCAGCCAUAUCUCCAUUGCCGUUCCCAGGCACCUUAAAGAAGGUUCACCUCUGCCAUCAUCAUCUUCAGAUUCGGAUGAAGACAUUGAUGAACUGCCGUUCAUUCCGAUGCCGCUUCACAUGGAGUUUUCUGGAUCGAGGAUGUCACUUAAUGACAUCCAGACAAAUGAGCUGGAAACAGGAAAACAGGAUGGAACAAGUAAAUGGGCCGUGUCUCCUGUUCAAGCCCAGGAGGCGAUGGAGUGUGACCCACAAGAAAUGGAUAAAGAAGGCGUCGAAAUAACAGCCAAAGGCCGCCUGCGGAAAAGGUCGUCACAGGACAAUGAAAGGGCUUCCUCAGAUGAAGAAUCACCAGCUGAAUUGCCGCAAAAGUCACAGCUGACUAGAAACCCCCUGCGAAGGGGUUCAAGCAUGGAGUCGGACAAACCGGAGGGCGGGCGUGGGAGAGGAGAGCUAAGACGUGGAGUGUCUGCCGACAGUGCAUUGCUGCUCCGGAUUACACCGGAGGAAGGAGCCGGAGAGGGAAGUCCAGAGAAUGGAAAGAGAGUUCUCAAGAAAGCCGUCUCUAUGGAAUUACCAAGAAGGAGCACCAGCCCGGGAACCGCCAAGAUGAGUCAAGAGGACUACGCUCUUAAACUGGAGCUGAUGCGACAGCGCCUGCUUCGUGGCGGCUCCGUGGACAAAAAGAUGAGUGGACUGAGGGGACCGCUGCUGGAAACAUUAGGAAUGGGAGAUGAAAAGCGUUCCUCUCGUGCACCUCGUUUGGGCCCACCCCCGCUAAUUAGAGCUGCAUCCAGCGAUUCUGCAUUGGAGGAAGUUCCCAAACCCAAUGUGUUGCGCAAAACUGCUUCGUUCAGUCAAGGUGAUUCAGAACCAAUAGCUUUACACCGCCGAUCAGGAGCUCCCUUGGAGAUCCCCUUGGCACAGGUAGAAAAGAGAAGGCUCAAAGAGGCCAUAUCUAUGUCGGCUCUUACUGAGCAAAUCAAGCUGGAUUCCCGUCCGGUGACUCCCAGGGACCCUUCGCCAAAACCACCGGCACCGGAGUCUGUUGUACAGGGAAGUCCAACCAAAGCUGAAAGUGAGGAAUCAUUAAUGGAGAAAGAGAUUAAGCCUGAUGAGACUGUAAGCGAAAAGAUGGAGGGGCUGACUACAGAUAGUAAUUUUGACGAGAGAUCGAGCACUAGUGGUUUCUCAGAGAAGGACAUGAGCACAUCAGAAGAACCGAUGAAUGAAUCAGAGUCUACGGGCCAAAGGAUUCCUUCACCUCCUCUUGUGGUCCAAAGCUCUGAACUAGAAGAGAAAAUGGAGGAAGACGAAGGAGAAGACGAGAAAGAAGGAAAAGUACAGAUUAUGAAAGUAGAAGAGGAAAGAAUUGUAAGUAAUGCUGAAUCAAACGCUGAAGGACAUUUCAACGUCUCUGAAAGAAGUGCAGAAGAAGAAGUACCUCUGCCUGCUAAAUCUUCCGAUAUGUCCAUAACCACAAGCUCAGUUCUGGGGAGACCGACGCAAGAAUAUUCCCACCCAUCAACAAAUGUCGUGUCAACUUACGUGACACCCUCGCUUCCUGCCGUGGUGCUUCUUCCAGAUGGAAGGACUUCAGCAUAUGCAAGUAUAAUGCAGACCAUCAUGGUCCCUGCAGUUCAGACUGUAGGCCCUACACCUGUCGGAUCAACUGAAACGCCCACAUCUCCACAUGCCAGCAUGUCCUCUGCUCUACCCGGGUCACCAAAGUCAGCCAGCACUGAGCACGCCGCCGUGUACUCCAGGGUAGCGUCGCCAGAGAUGAUGACAAAGGAACCGAGUCCACCAAGGACUAGCCCACAUCCCUCAUCCCAACAAGAGCGCUCGGCAGGAGUUGACUUUGAGGACAUUACCUCUGAAGAAGUCUUCGAGGCCCGCUUCAAAAAACGUGAGUCUUCCCUCUCAAGAAGUCUUAAAUUUCUGUCGCGGUCAAAGAAUGAGGACAAGUCCCAAGCGGCUUUAUCGGACUCGACGGAGUUAGGUGAAGAUGUAUACAGACCCGGGCCAAUCGGUGCGCCAUUGGAGUUGGCAAGCAGAAGACUUGAGGAGAAGUCAAAGUCGGUGCAGGAUCUUCGUGAAGCUCAAAAGGACCACGGCUUUAUGAGAAGGCUCUCGAUGCGCCUGAAGCGAGCGCCGUCAACCGAGCGCAAGGAGGACGUCAACAAAGAAGAAGACGCGGUUCCUUUGAGACGUAGACUUUCUUGGAAUCUUGGCCGUAGGGAGCCACAGGAAAAGAAGGAAGCGGAGGUGGUUGGCGGAGGUGGUAAUACAUCGGUGGAACGAGAUGAAAAGGAGCUCAAGAAACCGAACGAAUCACCGGUCUUGGCGAUGCGCAGAAAGAUCGAAUCGACAGUGGCUGGGAUCUCCACACGGAUCCGCAGCUUCUCAGAGGAGAGGAAGGCGUCGGAGGAGAAGGAAACCAAAAGGACGCCCAUUCUUUCCAUGCUUCGGCGUGCGACGUCCGAGAGCCGUGCCACGAAGGUUGCAAGUGUUCCUCAGAACCAACUGGCAUCUCAGACCAGUAAUGGUGCCUCAUCAGAGUCUAUAGACUCCAUGUCCAGCCUGAAGUCAGAAACAUCAAAGGUUGUGGAGGGUGAGCGCAGAUCCCGCUGGGAUCGAUGGGGCCUAACCAGAGGGAGGCGAGACAAGACGGUAUCCCAGCCCGACAUACCAACAGCAAUCUCCAGAGAUAGUAGUUCCCUACGUUCACGCCAGUACUCCAGAUUGGCUUCAGACUUCCCUCCAGUAUUCCACAUCAAGCUAAGAGAUCACGUCCUGCUGGAGGGGGAUCCAGUCACACUCAGCUGUCUGCCAGCAGGCAGCCCCCAACCAUACGUCACCUGGAUGAAAGAUAAGAAGCCCCUGGAGAUCGAUGCCAGGAUGAACACGAUCGCCUGCCCUGAUGGCCGGCAGCUGCUGAUGAUCAUGCAAACCACCAAGAAGGAUGCCGGGGUCUAUGAAUGCGUGGCUACCAGCCCCCUGGCCACAGUGUCCAGCUCCUGCACCAUAUCUCUGGCCCGUCUGCCUAAUCGUCCCGGGACCCCUGAAAUACCUCAGAUGUACAACAACACGGCCCUGGUGCUGUGGAGGCCCUCGGACACCAUGGCACCCUGCACGUACUCUCUGGAGAGGAGAGCGGAGGGUGAGACCAACUGGCUGAUCGUGGCUACGGGGGUGGCAGACUGUUAUUACAACGUGGUGGACUUGCCAGCAGGGGGCUCCUUCAGGUUCAGGGUGGCAUGUGUCAAUAAAGCCGGCCAGGGCCCCUACAGCAACCUGUCGGAGGUCGUGAGCCUGAGUGCUUCAGAACCAGCUAAAUCCACUGCCCCUGUGGUGAUGAAGACUGUCCCUGCAACCACUCCUCUCCCUGUGGUGAUGAAGACUGUCCCUGCAACCACUCCUCCUCUCCCUGUGGUGAUGAAGUCGUCCAUGAAAGUGCCUCCCAUUAUUAAACCAGCUCCGAGCAAACCCGCCGCAGUCGCACAUGCCCCGCCUCCGGCCCCCGCUCCAUCCGUGGCUCACCCCGCUCCCGCCCAUCAAACCGUCAAACCCGCUGUGCAGGUGGAUGCCAGCCGUCCGGCCGUUACUCCGCCCGCGAGCGCGGCUCCCUCGGGACGAGCUGCCGCUCAGAGCGCCCCUCCCGUCAAAGCCAAGAGCACCCUCAGCAUCAGCGUUGGCAAACCCCAAACCAAAUUGGCGGCUCCCCCUGUCGUCCCACCCAAACCUCAAAGCCCUGCACACGCGGUCCCUCAAACAACCAAGAAAUCCCCUUCUCCUGCACCAACACCCGCGGCUGUCAUCGGUAAGCCCAUUUCAUCGAUUCCGAUGUAUGUGCCAGCUGCGACCGUGCGGGUUACUCCACCCUCUCAGUCGACCGCCACCCUGUCAGUCACCCCCGUGGCGGUCCCAGCACCCGCGGUUGUCUCGCCGCCCGUGGUGGUGGUGGUGCAGAGCUCGACGCCGCUGCUGCAGGAAGGGGACAGCCGGAGCACCCCGACCGGGCGGGCCACGCCCUCGGGAUGCCGGACGCCGUUGGGAAGGCCUGGAGAGGGGUCUCUGCGCCAGGGAGUUCCACAGAAGCCGUACACCUUCAUGGAUGAGAAAGCAAGGGGUCGGUUCGGUGUGAUCCGGGAGUGCCGGGAAAACGCCACGGGCAACCUCUUCAUGGCCAAGAUUGUUCCGUACGAGGCGGACACCAAGCAGACGGUGCUGCAGGAAUACGACAUCCUCAAGUCCCUCCACCACGACCGGAUCAUGGCCCUGCACGAAGCGUACGUCACCCCGCGCUACCUGGUGCUCAUCUCCGAGUACUGCAGUGGGAAGGAGCUCCUCUUCAGCCUCAUAGACAGGUUCCGUUACUCGGAGGAUGAUGUGGUCACCUACAUUGUGCAGAUCCUCCAGGGUCUGGACUACCUCCACACCCGACGCAUCCUCCACCUGGACAUCAAGCCGGAGAACGUCAUCGUCACCUACAUGAACGUCAUCAAGAUCAUCGACUUUGGCAGCGCUCAGACCUACAACCCCCUCUUCCUCAAGCAGUUCAGCCCUCCUAUCGGAACACUGGAGUACAUGUCUCCAGAGAUGUUGAAGGGGGACGUCGUGGGUCCCCCGGCUGACAUCUGGAGUGUGGGCGUGCUCACUUUCAUCAUGUUGAGCGGCAAGUCGCCUUUCAUUGAAAAUGACCCUCAGGAGACGGAGGUCAGGAUCCAGGCGGCAAAGUUUGACCUCUCUAAGCUCUACCAGAAUGUGUCCCAAAGUGCCUCUCUGUUUCUCAAAAAGAUCCUGUGUAGCUUCCCGUGGGCCCGCCCCUCCAUUAAGGACUGCUUCAACAACGCCUGGCUCCAGGACGCCUACCUGAUGCGCCUCCGCAGGCAGACUCUCACCUUCACCACGACCCGGCUCAAGGAAUUCUUGGCCGACCAGCAGCGCAGGCGAGAGGACGUGUCCACCAAGCACAAAGUCCUCCUGCGGUCCUACCAGAGCUCGCCGCACACCCCCACCAGACCCGCCACGCCAAAUGUGCCCACUCCACCCGCCACACCUGUCGGCCAGUGAGAAAAGAAAAAAAACAGGCUUCCAAAACACCACUUGUCCAGAUUUGACGGCGUAGGGGGAAACAUCCUCAGAGGCUGAUCCCUUCAGGUUUGAGUUGUUCAACUUGGUCAGAUGAACAAAAAAGAAAGAAAGGACGGAGAGCCACAGUGGCCGAGGGCUGCUCUUCUUCUGUGGUUCUUUAAGUGAAUCUCUUUGACACAUGAAGGGAACUCUGACAACGUUGGAGUCGUUUUUUUAUACAGUGGACCUCGUUCUUUAAGGCAGGAUGACAUCUUAAAGUUAGUACCUCAAGGUUUGUAACUUUGCAUACAUUUUGGAUAAACGACUUCCUUUCUUACCGUCAACUCUCCAGUGAUUAGAGGGAAUGCAUUGUUGAUACGCUGUAGUCACCCACCAUGCAAGGCCUAAACCUGCUGUAAUAGAGUUUAGAUGUGAAAAACAUAGAGUUUACAAACACUGCUCACUUUAAAGACAAGGAGGGCGAAGAACAAUGGAUGCCUUUUCCCCAGCGACACCUCUGCUUCAUGCGUCCAGUUUCUAAAUGAAAUGUUUUUAUGACCAGACGUUGAUUCUACGAUGAUCCGUACACUAAGUCCAACAUAUUUGUGCGACAGUACCAGAGUUUUUGUAGCAUUAUCAAUGAUUGUCAAGACUGUAGCAGUUCCAGUUCACUUCUUUUCUUCAGAGUUUUCAGUUCCAGUUGAGUUUGGAGGAGACAUCGGAGGAAUCUCCACAAGGGCUAUUAGAAAAGGACUCUUACAAUCGGCACACGUUUACUCCCUAAAUGUAACUUAACAUGGCAAUGACUCAAAAUCACAUUUAGUUUUGGAAUUUGUUUCGAGAUGAUCAUUUCAGGACGGCCGCUGCGUUGGCGCCGAGCGGGCACUGGUUCCUUCACCACGAGGGAGCUAGCGGCCCAUUGGCUUCCAGUUCAGCUAAGCUCCUCCCCUCAGCCCAGUGGAUCCACUCACUCUCAUCUCUGAGUGGACGAAAGGUGCGUUCACACCAAAAGCGAAACUAUUUUUUCGCGCGACCAGAUCCCAUGAAAAGUCAACGUACAGACGCGUGUGGCUGCGAUAGACGCGAUAUUUUUCCGGGCGGCGCGUUUGGGGCGACGCGAUGUGGCCGACGCGUUUACAGCGGCGCAAUUUACGCCCCGAGUUGAAAUAUUUCAACUUUGAGGCGGUCAUCUCGCAACUCGGACCAAUCGGCUCUUGAGUUCCGCUCUCGUAGCGCUGGAAGCGGAAGUCUUUCAGACGUAACAGUAACUUCAUCGGUGAAAGUGACCGAGCUGAGUGAGUCUACGGGUGAUGUCAUGAACCCAAACACGAGGGCGUCAGUGUGUGGGACGUCCUCGACAAGUAUAAAGCAGAACUAGUGGUUAGUUAUUCUGGUGGAUGAAGGAGAUGAUAACGGUCUUUACGGAGACGAGACACGGAGAUAAGCCCCGCCCCUCGCGUCUCAACGCCUAUGGCGUGAACACGGUGAACGGUCGAGCGAGUAAACACGCAUUUUGGGCGAUGCGAAAAAUCGUUUUGCUUUUGGUGUGAACGCACCUUUAGUGACGUGAGCCUGUGUGUUCUUAUGAGUGUGCAUACAGCACAUUGCCCACGCUACAUCCGUUAUUUAAUGGAAGAUUAUCUGGUCUUAUUUUAGCUGUAAUCUUUAACUGCCAACAGCUAUUAGUGUGAUUUAUUUGUCUUUAAAUGUCCAUAAUUUUCAUUUUUAAAACUAUUGAAUUGAUUAUAAUUCAAAUUGAUUAUAAUUCAGAUUUGAGUUAGUUAUAAUUCAAUUCUUAUUAAUUGAUUGAUGCAGCAUCGAGCACCUUUUUGGUUCCUAGCCCGUACAAGCUGACAAGAAGGCCGAGAUCAAAACAUGAAUUCAAUACGCACAAAAUAUCGUAGAGCGUGCACAACAUGAAAUCAGAAACGUUAGGACAAUCGACACAGCGAUUUAUUAAAAAAUCAAAUGUAAACAUUUCUUCUUAUUCCGUGCUUUAUAUGCGAGAUAUUAUGAGGUACGUCUUAACCCCCCCCAAAAAAAACAAGUCUCGGAUCUUCAUCAAGAGAUUGUAAAUGUGACGAUACGUUACGAUUUGCAAACCAUUUCACAAUGCUUCAAUCAUAACUGUUUCUUUGACAGUUUUAGAAAUGGGGCGAGAGAGAGAGAGGAGAGAGGGGGGUGGGGGGGUGGUGGUCUGUUGUUUAUACCGCUUUGCUCUUUCUUUGAGGGCAAAUUCAGUUUUCAGACUAGCAUGUGAAACACUUGCACAGUUUUUUGGGAUGGCUUUUUCCCGUCACGUGUGUCGAUACCCGACACUCGAGGGGUCACUUCUGUUCACUUUAAAAGAAGCGUGGAGGACUUCUACGUCUCCAUCUCACGUCGCGCCACACAUUGAGAGAGAGUGUUGGUAACUCUGUGAAACUAUUUUACUACUUAUAUAUAUAUUCGGAUGCUAUUGCUGCAUUAAUACUGUCCCUUUUCCUAUGCAGAGUGGAAGUUAAUCACAGAGAGUUGUUGAAUGCAACCAACGUGCAGUCGAUUGUGUUAUUUAAAAUCAUAUCAAAUGAAAUUACAACAGUUUGAAAGCAGCCAACAGGGAUUUUGGGUAGGAAAAAAAAAACAGAGAAAAAAAAGAUGCCGACCGCUCCACGUUUUGUAUUUUAUCUCCCACGCCGUAUUUUGUGGAAUGUGUUGCAGUGCCUCCUGAUGGAGAUCAGACCCACGGAGAAUUUAAAAAGAGUUUGUUCAAUAAAUGACAAGUCACUAUAUUUUGAUUCUACGAAUGUGACCGCUUCUGUGUGUGUUUUGCACCUUGUUUAUUUAUUGAGUGACUGUGUUUGUCAAAGCCGCUGCUUUUUAUCUGCGUGACCUUUCUGAACCUGGCAUGGAGAAUGGCAUGACAACUGUUAAGGCUGUGAACAAUAAAGGAAAUGUGACACAUUG